Messenger RNA from Trichomycterus rosablanca, 1742 nucleotides. RefSeq names its product T-box transcription factor 16, like (gene tbx16l). Gene Ontology annotation, cellular component: nucleus. The transcript is spliced from 9 exons. The coding region runs from base 1 to 1320 and encodes 439 amino acids. Gene Ontology annotation, biological process: positive regulation of DNA-templated transcription; cell fate specification; regulation of transcription by RNA polymerase II. Gene Ontology annotation, molecular function: DNA-binding transcription factor activity, RNA polymerase II-specific; RNA polymerase II cis-regulatory region sequence-specific DNA binding. The record is from RefSeq and is a predicted model, not a curated record. NCBI's taxonomy places the organism in Eukaryota, Metazoa, Chordata, Actinopteri, Siluriformes, Trichomycteridae.
AUGUACAUCCACGAGGAAAGACAUGUUCUGGACUACUCGUAUCCAUUUAACUCGAUCAAUAAAAGCUAUGGAUACUAUCCUCAAGGACAGAGGAAUUCGGUUUGCCGAGCUAGCUGUGGUGAAGCGGAGCUGACCUCACUUCCUGUUCAUGCGGCACUUCAGGAACGGGAACUCUGGGAGAAAUUUAGCAAGGUUGGCACUGAGAUGCUCAUUACCAAAACUGGCAGGCGCAUGUUUCCUAGCUGCAGAGUCACAGUGAUGGGGCUGAACCCCAAAGUCAAGUAUGUGCUGAUGAUGGACAUGGUGCCCUUUGAUAAUAACAAGUACAAGUGGAACAGAGAUCACUGGGAAGUGAGUGGCAUGCCUGAUCCUCACCUGCCCAACCGAUUCUUUAUCCACCCAGACUCCCCGGCUCUGGGAGAAAAGUGGAUGCAGUACCCCGUCUCCUUCCACAAGCUCAAACUCACCAACAACACACUCAAUUCUAAAGGCCUGGUGGUUCUCCAUUCAAUGCACAAGUACCAGCCUCGUCUACACAUAAUUCAGGCUCCAGAUCCAUGUGAAGGUCACAGUGGGGGUUACUUGAGAUUUACCUUCCCCGAGGCAGCUUUCAUAGCUGUUACAGCCUACCAAAAUCAUGAGAUAACCAAGCUGAAGAUUGACAACAAUCCCUUUGCCAAAGGUUUUCGUGACAAUGGACUAAACAGAAAAAGGUUCAGAGAAAAAGAUGUGCAACAAGGAUCAGUUUCAGAACAGCAACAGAACAGGACACAAAGUCAUAUUGUUUCACCACUUGACACAGAUGACGAGGCAGACAGGAGAGUCUCCAGCACGGUGGAAUCCUCUGGUACUUUGUGCCCAUCGGAAGUGACAGCUCGAUCCAAGUCCAAUGCCAACCCUUUCAUAUCAGCAUUUAUUGACUGUGGGGAUGCUGGACUGGGAUGUGGACAGGAUGAACCAAGCCAAAGCACCAUUUCCCAUUAUUCCAAGCAUAUAGACAGCAUCAGUAACAACAGGCUUGAAGAAACUGGUCCUCCAUGUCUCCAGUACAUUUCUGCUCCAUUACCAGAGAUCCCCAUCCCUCAAACCCAGUCAUCCAUUACAGAGCUGAGUUUUCCCAGAGUGCAAAGCAGCCAAGCCCCGGGGCCCCAGCAGCAGUGCCACAUCCAGGCCCAAGCUACCCAUCAGAUUUACUCUAACCAAUCCAAACUCCACCAGUCUCUCCCUCUACCACCCAAACUGAGUCGUAUGCAGCUGCCUGAAAGUGUCUUAAGGAGCUUGGAUUUAAACCCAAGGCCCCUGGCAGAUAUUUUUAACUGAAUGCGGGUUCGAGCAGUGGGCAAAGAAUCUCAAAGUUAUCCUCAGUGUGAGCAGAAUGCUGCCAUGUCAAACAGCGAAGCCAUUCCAGACUGUGGUGCGACUUUUUACGCUGAACGAUACCCAUCGGAAUGGCCUGGAUCGGGUGGGAUUACAGGUCAGAGUAACACAGAAGCCAGAUCAGUUGCAUUUUUACCGCUGGUUGAGUAUGCUGGAGAGAGUGCUGCUGGGAAGUGAAGUUUUCUACAAGGUGAUUAAAAAUGGAAGGACUUGAACAUGUGAUCUACAGUGUCUUACAAGAUGUAUAUAUAUUAUUAAUGUUCCAUUCAAAUCAGCAUUUGUAUUUUUUAUUCACUAUUUGUGCAUAAAUUGCCCUUAAUUCAUCCAGUUUUUGCAAUGUUGUUUCUUAACUCAAUUAAAAUAUU